AUGUCUAACUUGACCAUCUCCACGACUGAAUUUCUUCUUAUGGAGUUUUCUGACACCAGAGAGCUGCAGAUCUUAUAUUCUUUCCUUUUCUUUCUCAUUUACUCAGCAGGCCUGAUGGGAAAUCUCCUCAUUGUCAUCAUCACCACCAUUGACAGAAGACUCCACACCCCCAUGUACUUUUUCAUUAGGAAUCUGUCCAUUGUGGAUGCCUGCUUCAUAUCAAUAACUGUUCCCCCAGCAUCCAUUAAUGCUCUGGUAAACAACAGGAUUAUUUCAGUUACUGGAUGUGCAACUCAGAUAUUUCUGCUAGUCUGGAUGGCCUAUGUUGAGUACACUUUGCUCACUGUCAUGGCCCGUGAUCGCUAUGUUGCCAUCUGCCACCCACUUCUCUACCCAAUGAUCAUGAACCCUCGUGCCUGCAUGCAAAUGACCUUAACCUGCCUGUUCACUGGUCUUUUGUAUGCAGGUCUCCAUACUGGUUUGACAUUCCAAUUGUCUUUCUGCAAUUCCAAUGUGAUCCACCAGUUCUUCUGUGACAUCCCCUCUCUACUGAAGCUCUCUUGCUCAGAGACAUUCUACAAUAUGGGAUCUUUACUCGCCUCUGUGCUGGUGGUUGGAGUUGGCUGCUUUGCCUUCAUCACUGCAUCUUACAUUCGUAUAUUUUCCACUGUGCUCAGAUUUCCAGUGAAAGAAGACCAAAGAAAAGCCUUCUCUACUUGUAUCCCCCAUAUUAUUGUAGUUUCUUUGUUCCUUAUUUCAAUCUCUUACGUGCACCUACAACCACCCUCAGAUUCUGAGUCAAUUAAAGAUAUAAUCAUUUCAGUAUUCUAUUCCAUAAUACCUCCCUUUCUGAACCCUAUUAUUUACAGUCUAAGGAAUAAGCAAAUAAAAGAGGCUGUAAGAUUAGUAAUGAGGAGAUUGCACUUGUUAAUGAAUAAAGCAUAA
This is a messenger RNA of Sarcophilus harrisii (Tasmanian devil), 945 nucleotides long. Its product is annotated as olfactory receptor 14C36-like. Gene Ontology annotation, molecular function: G protein-coupled receptor activity; olfactory receptor activity. NCBI's taxonomy places the organism in Eukaryota, Metazoa, Chordata, Mammalia, Dasyuromorphia, Dasyuridae. The transcript has a single exon. The record is from RefSeq and is a predicted model, not a curated record. Gene Ontology annotation, cellular component: membrane. Gene Ontology annotation, biological process: G protein-coupled receptor signaling pathway. Bases 1 to 945 code for a protein of 314 amino acids.